CGGCAAUUCCCGACUACCGAUCACAAGCUUGUUCAGGCUACCCUGUCUGACGAAACUUCAUCUGUCUUUCCGUAUCUUCAAACUCCACCUUCUUUCGAUACCACAACAAUACCACCCACCCACCUCCGGGAGUCAAGAUGGAUUUUGCAACGGCUUCCCAUCAGCCAAUGUACAACCAGGCUGACCUCGAUCAGGCAUUCAAUUCAUUACAAACAGUAGACAACGCCUCUCCAUCUCACCAUUUGUCUCAAACAAUUCCUCAACAUAACUUUGAUCAUUCAGAACCGAGAGAGCGGUACCGCGCCAAUUCCUCUUCUUCUUCGUCUCUCGGCCCUUCCUAUGCCAUGAGCCCAGACAGCGUGUACUCUCAUGCCUCCUUUGGCGAUUCAGUGCCAUCAUUUGGUUCCAGCAGCACUUACGACAUAAUGAGCAAUGUCUCGUACUCGAGUGGGAAGGUCUCGCCAUUGACCCCCAGUGACGCGAUGACUGGCAUACAGCAAUCCCCGGUCUUUCCCCAUUCCUUGGGCAUAAACGGACACCAGAAGGACUUUUCAAACGGUCACCCUUACCCGGAACUCCUUAACGAUCGCCGUGUUCCCGGUGUAAGCGGUGCUGGUUAUCACAAUGACUUCCCCGAUGAUUAUGGCAUGAACAACGGUGCAGGUUAUCCACCUUCAGCCCUGCAACCAUUCCAAGACCGCAUGCGCUUGCAAACUGAUACUCGGUUUUCCCAUUCUGGCCUACCUCCUUCUGUCCCUUCGCAUAUGGCGCACAGCCCUGAUAUGUUCCGUGGCGUGGCUCCGCAAGCAACGCACUCGUUCCGCCCUGACACUGGCAUUCCUGGCUACGAGGACGUGCAAUAUUUCGGAAACCCUCACGCUGACAUGUCCCUUCGCAUGCCUGGCAUUGGGGACAGUUUUCCUGGAAUGAGAAACGGGCAUCCUGGCAUGGGCUCGUCGAAUGACCUUCAGGCAUUUAUUCGUCCUUACCUCGAUCAAUACGUACGAACACCAAACCGUCUCGCGUUUGGUGAACGUACGGUGAUCGUCAUGUCGAGCAGAGUAGCUCAAAAGUCAUACGGGACUGAGAAGCGAUUUCUCUGUCCCCCUCCAACAGCAAUUAUGAUUGGCAACUCUUGGUGGACUGACGUAGUGCGCCGCGGGGAAGAGCCAAAGCUUUGUCCUCCCCGCGUGACGGUCUGCAUCUCGGGCGAACCCAUCCCUCAGGAGGGUUCCAUCGAGUGGACAUCCGCCUCUGGAAAGAUAUUUGAUGUGAAUGAUGCUCCGACAGGCACGACUUACAUUGGUCGCUGCGUUGGCAAGCAGUUGUUCAUAUCCGAUGUGGACGAGAAGAAGAAGAAAGUCGAGGCGCUUGUAAAGAUCACGGCUCCGGCUUCCGACGAUGAGCCUGAACGUAUUAUCGGGACAUUCCCCAGUCGUCCCAUCAAGGUGAUCAGCAAGCCAAGUAAGAAGAGACAGAGUGCAAAGAAUCUGGAAUUAUGCAUAAACCAUGGCUCAACUAUUUCGCUCUUCCAUCGUCUGCGGUCUCAGACCGUCUCUACGAAAUAUCUCUGCGUCUCCGGUUCAGGUUCCUCAUUCAAGGGUUCUGACGGUGCACCUCUGAUGGGCAUUGAUACCCGUGCACGAUCCAGCACACCAUCAUUCAUUGCACGUACUGCCAGUUGGGAUCCGUUUGUGAUGUACAUUGUCGAUGUCAGCAAACCAGCUGGCGGAAUCGACACUCCUCCCCCGCCACCUCCACAGCCUGACUAUCCUUCACCUCCACCAAAUGCCAUCCCCUUCACUAACAAUGGCAGUCAGAUACCAAUCUACUACAACCAGACUGUGGUGCUACAGUGUCUGGUCUCGGGUGUUGUGUCCCCCGUCUUGAUUAUCCGGAAAGUUGAUCAUCAGACGACAGUGGUCGGAGGAGGCCUUCAGGAAGGCGCAAAGGGUGUUGCAGACCACUUCUGUUCACCAGGCGAGGUGUGCGGUGAUCCAGUUUCCCAGCUACACAAGAUUGCCUUCGAGGUAUACGACCCAUCAAAGGGCAUGCCUGAGCCCGGAACCCCCGGUUCAACGGGCGCAUUCCUGUCGUGCAUGGGCGAAAAGGUUAACACUUACCGUCCCAUCGAGGGUCGGCUGUGGAACAACCCGCCGAAUGCAGGAUCGUCAUCUCCUGUUCUGCCUGGAUCACCAGUGGUUUCAACACCAGCGUCCAUGUCAGGCGCCGAUUAUUUCGGUCAGACUACUGCAAGCGAGCCAGCAUCGCCUUCUUCGUCAAAUGAUUUUUCAAACGACGGCGGGCGCGUCAAGAAGGGGAAACGUUCAACAUCAAGCGCUGGAGUCAUCAAGAACCCUGGGCCUAAGGGGCGGCGGCGGCCGACCUCCGCUGGGUCUGCGUCUUCCGGGCGACGCGGAUCUUCUGGUGACGCCGGCGCAUCAUCGGGUGCUCUUUGGCAAGUGGAUAUCGGCGAGACGAGCGUUUGGACUAUUGUUGGCACAGAUCAAGUGCGAUACAACUUCUAUGUACCGCCCGUCUUAUUCGACAAUCAAAAUGCCCCUCAAACAGGAUCAUUCCCAAUUCCAUCAAAGCCGGUCACUCCAUUCCCGGCCGUGGUGAAAUAUCUCCCUCCUGAUCGCGCUGCGGAGGCACCAAAGUCAAACUGCGCACAAUCCCGCGGCGUCUUGUCGAAGCCUAAUCCUCACAUAUCAAAAAUGCUGACCGUCUACGGAGAAAACUUCAACAAGGCAGAUCCAGUACAUAUCUUUUUCGGUUCAGACCCUUCGCCUUAUGUUGAGGUCAGGUGCACCGAGGUAUUGGGCUGCCUACCUCCUGAAAAUCAACUUGCAAAACGCCGACCGAUUAUCAUGAUACGGCCAGAUGGCGUUGUAUUCCCGUCACCUAUUAUGUUUCCUUGAUUGUAUUUAUCGGUAUAUCUUUGGUUUUCGACUCAACGUCAGCUGCCUGGUAUGCUUGAUUGGUUAUAUCCCUAUAAUUUCGCGAUUCCCGAUGCUUUGAUCAUGUUAGGAUCAGUGAUAGUUGUUAUCUGUACACCAUGGACCCGACUAAGUCCCAGAGCGAGACAGUACUAUGUAGCCCUCUUGUAUCAUAUGUGCUAGAAGAAUUUCAUUUGAUGUUUCUA
Molecule: messenger RNA, 3145 nt
Organism: Suillus paluster
Lineage: Eukaryota; Fungi; Basidiomycota; Agaricomycetes; Boletales; Suillaceae
Product: LAG1-DNAbind-domain-containing protein
Exons: 6
Coding region: 138-2921 (927 amino acids)
Biological process (GO): regulation of transcription by RNA polymerase II
Cellular component (GO): nucleus
Molecular function (GO): RNA polymerase II cis-regulatory region sequence-specific DNA binding; DNA-binding transcription activator activity, RNA polymerase II-specific
Source: RefSeq, a predicted model, not a curated record